AUGGGAAACGCAGACGCUGAAGUACCCAUGAUCCGUCUGAGCUACAACGACGUGCACAACAGCAUUCAGCAAUGUGCCGCCAAGAUCCAGAAGGAGUUUGAACCGACACUCUUCAUCGCUAUCGGCGGUGGAGGCUUCAUUCCCGCUCGUAUCCUCCGCACCUUCCUCAAGACCACCACGGAAGGAAAGAAGAGGAAUAUCCCUAUCCAGGCUGUCGGCCUGACAUUGUACGAAUCCAUGGGCGGGAUUGCGGAAGUUGUCGGUAAGGAGGUCGUCCGCACACAAUGGCUUGACUUUUCAACACUGGGCAAGACCUUCAAACAUGGUGGACUUCUCGGUCGUCGUAUCCUGAUCGUGGACGAGGUAGACGACACACGGACAACCCUGAUAUAUCUCAUCCGCGAACUCCAAAAAGACAUUGACGAACAACUCCAGCUCAUCGAGAACACGGAAGACAGGGAGAAGCUCAGAGAAACGACCAAGCUCGGUAUCUUUGUCGUGCACAACAAACUGAAGGAAAAGGCAGGCGAGCUCCCCUCUGGCGUCCAGUACUUUGCAGCCCAAGAGACACCGGACGUCUGGCUCGCGUACCCCUGGGAAUGCGAUGGACAAAUUGAGGAGCACGACGCUAUGCGCUCGCAGAAUCCAAAGCCAUAG
Messenger RNA from Dioszegia hungarica, 657 nucleotides. Its product is annotated as putative transferase. Gene Ontology annotation, biological process: hypoxanthine metabolic process; IMP salvage; XMP salvage. The transcript has 7 exons. NCBI's taxonomy places the organism in Eukaryota, Fungi, Basidiomycota, Tremellomycetes, Tremellales, Bulleribasidiaceae. Gene Ontology annotation, molecular function: hypoxanthine phosphoribosyltransferase activity. Gene Ontology annotation, cellular component: cytoplasm. The record is from RefSeq and is a predicted model, not a curated record. The coding region runs from base 1 to 657 and encodes 218 amino acids.